AUGAAUCCUUAAAAGUACACUUUUAGAAUAACAGUGUAGACGCCCGGCAUUUCAACUUGAUGGAAUUUAAACAGCAAAUCAAGGAGGAGUCAAAUAAUAUGAUUCAAAAAAAGAUAAAUACCUAAAAGAUUUCAAUUCAAAUCUCCUCAAAAAGUAAAAGGAAAAAGGAACUUCAAGAUUUCAAACAGAGAGUAAUCGACAUCCUAAUAAUUCUUCUAUUAUAUCAUUAAAUUAAAGCAUAGUAAAUAAAUAAUUAUAAUCUUUGAAGCAAUUCCAUCAACGACCUAGCAUUAAAUCAAAUCACCUUAAUCGUCUUUACACUUAAAAUCAAUAUCCUGACAAAUCUAUGUCUCCAAAUAUUCAAACUAGAUUAUAAAAUAUACCCAAAAAUAAAAGAGAAGGUGGUGUAUCGUUGCCAAAAUUAGAUUCCACUAACAGCAACCUCUAAAAACCAGUCACUAGAUCACAAUUAUUACAAUUCCUUGAUUAAAUAAUGUUUGCUGUUGAAAAUGUAUAAUAAAUUGUAUCAUAAUAUGAUAAUCCUCCUAGAGAAAUUUAUCAAUCAUAGCCAGUCAGAUAAAUGGCAAAAUUUAAAAUUAAACAGGAAUAAUAAACUGAGCAUUCUUAUAUUCAAUCCUAGAUAAAAAAUAAGUAAUCAUAUAUUAACAAAGCCAAUAAAAAUACACAAACACCUAAUAAAUAAAUAAGAGCUAAUUCUGAAAUUUGUGAUUAACAAAAAAUAAAUAAAAAAACAACAAAAAUUAAAACUGAAUUUACAGAAGAAAGUGAUGGAACUGAAAAAAGACAUACUAGAUUUCCAAAUAUAAUCUAAAAAUCUCAAAAAUAAAAAAUUAAAAAAAUAUUACCUGAAAAUAGAAAAAACAGAGUUCAAUCUCAAGUUAUAUCAUUUAGUUAUGUCAAUUAAAAAGAGAAUGAUUAAAUCUAAAAAGAAAAUACUAAUAAAUAAAUUAGUAGUAAUGAAACAUAAUAAAAUAGUGAACAAUCAAAUAUUAUUUAUGAAUCUUCUUAAUAAAAUUAAAUCAAAAUUAAUAUUGAUCUCAAAAACCAACGAUAAAGCACACCUUCAAGUUCAACCAAUUUAGUUGAAACUCAAAAAAAAUAAUAAAAAUCAAUAAACAAUAGUGCAAAUUAAUUAAAGAAAACAAAUUCAAAUGCUAUGAUCAUACAAAUUUAAAAUAAAUAGGAUCAAAAUCAAUCCAUUUAAUAGAUUAGUUCUAAUCGCUAUUCACUAAGCGAUUUUGAAGAUGUCGAUCAAGAUGUACUUAUAAGCAAAAGUUCUUAAUAGGAUUAAUAAAUUAGUUAGAAAAAGUAAGAUAAUGAAAAGCAAACUCCAAAAGUUAAUAAACGCUCAAUAUAAAUUAAAAAUUAAAUUGAAACUAAUGACUAAGAUGAACAUCAUAAAUAAUUGGAUUAAAAAACUAUAGAAUUAAGAUAGAACACUAAUGAAUAAUAGUGUAAAGCUCAAUAAUUUUAAAGUCAUUUAAAUAAUGAGGAUCAAGAAUUUUCAAAUGAAUUUUUAUCAGAAUAAACUAAACCUUAAACCAAAAAUAGUUCAAAUACAAAAAAAUAAUAAAUUAAUAAUUUGACUUAGAAACAGAAUUCGUCAAAAAAAAUAUUAUAAAUUAAUCCUGACCCUGAUUUUUAUCCAGACGAUGCUUAAUAAUAAGAUAAAUAAUAUGACAAACAAAAUGAAUAAUACGAAGAUUCUCAUUAAAAUGAUCAAAUAGAUGAUAAAAUGAAUUAAUUAAAUGAACAACUAAAUAAAAUUGAUACAAAUUUUGAGACAACGGAAUAAAAACUAACUUAUCAAAAUCAAUAAAAAAAUCCUGAAGUUUAAAAUUAAUCUUAAUUAAUACAAAUUUAGAAUGAUUAAUAAAAAUCUUAGAUUCCUGAUUAAAAAUCUUAAAAGUCUAUAAAAAAUUUAGAGCAAGUAGAAAGUUUAGAAAAUAAAUAAUAAUUUAUUUCUUCAGAUAUUUCUUAAGGUGUUCCCCAAAAUAAGGAAGAAAUAUAAAAUUCUAAAGAUUUCAGACCUUAAAGUGUAAAAUAAAAUUAAGAUGAGUAUUCAGAACUUAAUUCUAUUGUAAACAGUAUUUAUGUUUAACCUAAUGAUUUUGCUUAUUAGAAAAAUAAUCAUCAAACUGAUAUUUAAUUAGAUAAAAAUGAAGAGAUAUAAACUCAAUCAUAAUAAUUAAAUAAUAAUUAAUAAAUAACCUAAUUUGAUAAUUCUAGGAAAGACCAAAUAAUGGAUAAAUUAUAAAAUCAAAAAUUAAUUUUAAAAAAUAAUGAAGAUCUUGGAGAAUCAUUAUUAAUUAACGAAGCCUAAUCUAAAAAUUCUGUAAAUAAAUAAGAAAGAUAAGAUAUAGAAAAAAAAACUCAUUUAAAAGCUAAUUUUGCUUAAUCGCAUCAAGUUAAAUCAGAUUAAACAGGAUUCAAGUUUUAGCCAAAGAAUUUUUAAUAAAGUGGAGCUUAUUCAAUUAUUUUUGAUAAAACUAAAUAUAAAAAUUAUAAUCAAGGAAAAACAAAAAUUAUUAAUGAUUGUGAUGAUGAAUAAAAAUCUAAGGAAUAAAUAAUUGAUUAAACUGAAAAACAAUGGUACAAUGUCAAGACUCAUAAAUCUUUGUAAAUAAUUGAAAGUAAAUAAAAUGAUGAAAAUAAAAAAACUAAUACUAAAAGCUAAAUCCUACAUGAUAAAGAGGAACUUGAUGAGGAAUUUAUAAAAAUGUUAAACAAAACGAAAAAAAUUGAUUAAAAUAACCAAAAAAGUGAUGAAGUAAAAAAUGAAAAUGUUAUAUCUGAUAAGCUUAGAAGAUAAAAUAGCACUAAAAAACUUUAAUAAUCAUAAGUGAUAGUAAAUGAAACUUAAGGAAGUAAUAAUUAAAAUCAACCUAAAGAAAAAGAUAAUUCUGUACUUGAUGAAGACCCUUAGAAUAUUGAAUUAAAUGAUUCUCAAUUGUAAAAAAAGGAAUAAGUAAUAUUAGUAUAAGGUAAUGUAAUUGAAAAUAGUAAAAUGUAAGAUGAAAGUAUUAAAUAAGCAAAUAUCUAAGAGCAAAAUUCUUCUUAAGUUCAACCUUAAAAGAUAGAGAAAUUAGAUAAUAAGGAUCCUGAAGUCAUUGAUUAAAAUUGA
Messenger RNA from Paramecium sonneborni, 3145 nucleotides. Lineage: Eukaryota; Ciliophora; Oligohymenophorea; Peniculida; Parameciidae. The record is from the annotation of a GenBank genome assembly.